Molecule: messenger RNA, 431 nt
Organism: Amoebophrya sp. A25
Lineage: Eukaryota; Dinophyceae; Syndiniales; Amoebophryaceae
Source: the annotation of a GenBank genome assembly
AUAUGUUCCUCACCUUCUCAUUGAGCCUGCGACAGAGGCAGCGCGGGGAGCUCCUCAAUUUCGGGGACCUACAUUAAGGCUACACUUCCAUGUUACUUAAGUCACAGUCACAGUCUGUCUACUUGAAGCCCUUUCUAGUAUAAUUCUACUUUUUCGUAAAGGAGGUCGUGGAACAAUAUCACGGACACCAAGAUGCUCUACAUGAUCAGGAGGAAAAAUUGCAUUGAUUCACCGGGUCGUCGACGUAGAAUCGCAAUUCUCAUUUUCCUAACUCUUACAAGUGCGGUCUUGUCCUAAUCUCCGACAAGAUAGGUGUGCUUCCUAGCUCCUCCUAUUCUAGCUCUAACUGCAGGUCUAUACGUUCCGCUGUACUCCUUGCGGGAUGCAGGGUAUGUGAAAAAUUGGUCACAAUCCGAAGAUGAAGAUGAAUU